Messenger RNA from Otolemur garnettii (small-eared galago), 677 nucleotides. It is a transcript of the gene MRPL36, whose product is annotated as mitochondrial ribosomal protein L36. Bases 6 to 467 code for a protein of 153 amino acids. The transcript is spliced from 2 exons. NCBI's taxonomy places the organism in Eukaryota, Metazoa, Chordata, Mammalia, Primates, Galagidae. Gene Ontology annotation, biological process: ribosome biogenesis; translation. Gene Ontology annotation, cellular component: mitochondrial large ribosomal subunit; ribosome. The record is from RefSeq and is a predicted model, not a curated record. Gene Ontology annotation, molecular function: structural constituent of ribosome.
CCUCCAUGCCCGCGUGCGCAGGCGCAGUGCUCGGUGUUGCUGUGUAUCUGGGCUCCUUACUACUAGGUCAGGGGUCCAGGGCGUCCCGAAGGUGUCGGUGGGCCAGCACGGGCGGCCCCGUGGGCGAGGUGCAGAGCGGAUGUGACAGCCCUUCUCCCCGCAGACUUGGCCGCGACAUGACAACGCUGUUGGUGCGGAGGAUGGUGGCCUCAGUCGUGAGCCCCUUGCUCCGUCUCAGUUCCCGCGCCGCGAACCCUCCCGCCUUCUCUAUGCUCCUGGCCGGUCCGCUCCGAGGUGCGGGGUCUCUGCUCCUGCGCGGCCCCUUGCCCUGCCUGCAGCCCGCACUGGGCUUCAAGACCAAGGGCGUCCUCAAGAAGCGCUGCAAGGACUGCUACCUGGUGAAGAGGCGGGGGCGGUGGUUCAUCUACUGCAAAACCAAUCCCAGACACAAGCAGAGGCAGAUGUAGCUUCCUCCCCUCAAGAGUAAUGCGCAAGGUUACCACGGCUCGAGUCUUUGAGAAUAUGGUUGUACCUGAGCAAGAGUGAAGACGCCAGGACUCUUACUUAGGGAGUGCCCUAAAUGUUACUACUCUCUUCGGUUUUGAUGUGCCUUUAUAGUUAGUUUAUUUGCCAGUUAAAAACACUUUUUCAUUAAAGACAUCGUCUGAAUAGUUUAA